GACCAAGGAGGGUUUUCAGCACUUGCCACGGCAGCUCGCAAUGGACAGCACCACAAAGACUCAGUGAUCCCUCGCAAUCGCCGCCCGGAGGCUUGACAGAAAUCACAGCUGACAGCCAAUCUCAGCACUCAGUGUAGGGACAUCCAGAGCGAGAGAGAGAGAGAGGGGAAAAGUGAGAAAGAGGGAAAAGACGAGCCAAAGUGCUUUGUGGACUACACGUUGAAAUUAAUCAGGUAUCAAACCUGCAACCCCAAAACAGGCUCUCUUUGCAUAUCCAAAAACAGACUCAGCACAAUGGAAGAAGACAUGGACGAGGGGCAGACCCAGAAAGGAUGCCUUGAAUGCUGCAUCAAAUGUCUAGGUGGGAUCCCAUACCCAUCUCUCAUAGCCACCAUCUUACUGUAUGCUGGUGUGGCUCUGUUCUGCGGCUGCGGACAUGAAGCCCUGUCUGGUACCGUGACCAUCCUGCAGAACUACUUCGAGGUGGUGCGGAGCCCUGUGGAUGCACUGGACGUCUUCACCAUGAUCGAUAUUAUCAAGUAUGUGAUCUACGGCAUUGCUUCGGCUUUCUUCGUCUACGGCAUCCUGCUGAUGGUGGAGGGUUUCUUCACCAGCGGAGCCAUCAAGGACCUGUAUGGAGACUUCAAGAUCACCACAUGUGGACGUUGUGUCAGCGCUUGGUUCAUCAUGCUGACAUACAUCUUCAUGCUGGCCUGGCUCGGAGUGACUGCUUUUACCUCCCUCCCAGUCUUCAUCUAUUUCAACAUCUGGAACAUUUGCCAAAAUGCUACCGUGCUGGAGGGGGCCACACUCUGCCUGGACCCGCGCCAGUAUGGUAUCGUGCCAAUCAAUGAGGCAAAGACAGUGUGCGCUGGAUCAGAGAAAUUCUACAAGAUGUGUGAAUCCAAUGAGCUGGACAUGACAUUCCACCUGUUCAUCUGCGCCCUCGCUGGAGCCGGAGCUGCUGUAAUCGCUAUGAUCCACUACUUGAUGGUGCUUUCUGCCAACUGGGCCUACGUGAAGGACGCCUGCCGAAUGCAGAAGUACGAGGACAUCAAGUCGAAGGAGGAGCAGGAGCUUCACGACAUCCACUCCACUCGCUCCAAGGAGCGUCUCAACGCCUACACAUAAAAGCCCAGCGUGAGGCCUGGCCCUGCCACUCCGGCCUCUCCCUCCCUCCCUCUCUCUCUCUCUCUCUCUCUCUCUUCUGUCUUUCUAUCUGUCUCUCUCUACCAUCCCCUCCCCAGGGGGGGCGGAUGGCGCCUAGGGCCCUCGCCACUGCUGAUGUCACUGGUGCGUCAUAUGACAAUGUGGUCCGGGGAGGGGAACGUCACACAAACCUCCUCGGUCACAAACAGCAUUUCAGAUGAAAAAAAAAAAAGCCCCUUUACCUCUCUCAUGGAUGGUGUUAUCAUUAUGGCAGUUCUCUUAUUCUUGAUUCGAGUCGUUUAGUGCUGAUCGUAGUUUUUAGUGUAGUUUGUAGAAUCAGAAGUAGCAGUAGUAUUCAGCUUCUUUUUUUUUUUCUACUCUGAAUGAUUUACGUAUGAUUGUUUGAUUUUUCUUGACUUUCUAUUCGAUUGCUUCGUGUCAUUUUUGCUCUCAUGCAUAAUUUAUUUUAUUUUUUGCUAAAUUUCCGAGGGGGGUCAACAGGGGCUUCAAAAGGGUUUUCAAGCACAUUUCUCAUGUUGUGUGUCUGGAGAUUUUCAUGUUCAAGAACUAUGUACUGUAAGUGAACGGGUGGAUAGUCUGGAAAAUGUUUUAAAUAUUACAACACACCCAUGAUGCAUUGUAAGCCUUUGUCAUACUAGUACUCCCAGGGAUUAAAAAAAAAAUACGCUUUCACAUGAAAGCAAUCAAUCUGUUUUUCUAUUUAAAAACUGCAACAUGAUAAUAAAUACCAAAUCAUUAGCGCUAAACAAAUAUUUGCUAGACGUGCCAAGCCUGUUAAACAGGAAACAAUGACUUUCAUCGAUGUCCAAGACGUGAUUAGCCGAUCAAAGUGGGUUAUUUGAUGAUAAUAAUGCCAAUUUAAUUCAUCGUAGGACUGUGAAAGAAUCCAUCCUCUUUGUAUCACAAGCUACAAAAAGCACAUGCAAACAUUCUUUCAUAAUCACUUUUUUAAUUUCUUACCUUUUUAAAUACUAAAGUCCUGUUCUGCAGAACUCUGCACUGUACAUACCGAUAUAUCAAAGCAUACCUAUAUGUUAAGCACUGACGUUUAAAGACGAAGAGAUCACCGUGGGUCAGCCCGCUCCGCAUCAAUCAGUCUCAACCCUGAAAAAAGAAUCCUUGACAAUAAGUUGUCGGUGUAAAUGGCACUCCUUGGUGGAUUUAUCCGAUGUGAGAAAAGUGUGUGUCACAGUGAUUUUUCUGUCCAUGAUGGUAACUGUAUAGCUUACACAUCCUGAUGCCACAUGACGACAAAAGGUUACCUGUCAGUUCAUUGCCUGGUGAAGCUUUUCUUUUGCCAGUACUCCUUAAAGCUAGUUUCAUGCACUUAUUUGACCAUUUCUGUGCUCUCUCUCUCUCUCUAGAUGUAAGCGCAUUGGUGUUCAACUCAAAGUUGGAUAACUGUACUGUUAGUAAAGACUGUGAAUUUAGAUGUUUUUCGUGGCAUGGACAUGCAUUAAUAUAGUCUUCUUGACUCAAAAGUUACUUUAUUCCACUUCCUUAUUUUGUACACUUCUGACUGUCUUGCUGGAUCAACCCUUCGUUUAUAUGUGCAGUACUAAACCUCCCACGCUUACCGCGUUAUGCUACUGAAAAUAGAGACUGUAGUCUUUGAGUUGUGUCUGUUUAGUUUGUGAUGAGCUCUCAACCAUGUCUUCAAACUAAUACCUGUACCGACAUUGCUUACUCUGUAAUGACCUGAAAAAAGAAAAAGAUGCUUUCAGCUUUCUCCUCAUUUUAGUCUUUUGUACUUUCACUACGAAUGCUUAGUAGCAGGCUUUCAAUUGAAUCUGUUUUGUACAUCCAUGUGCCAACAGCUUGAAGUGGCUUAUUUGACCUGUAUGAUCAAAUUUGCUUGCAUUAAUAAAAUUCACUUGUGUACUUGUUCAUAAAUA
Messenger RNA from Labrus mixtus (cuckoo wrasse), 3065 nucleotides. RefSeq names its product glycoprotein M6Aa (gene gpm6aa). The coding region runs from base 295 to 1131 and encodes 278 amino acids. Gene Ontology annotation, biological process: neuron projection development. Gene Ontology annotation, cellular component: axonal growth cone; neuronal cell body; plasma membrane. The record is from RefSeq and is a predicted model, not a curated record. The transcript has 7 exons. NCBI's taxonomy places the organism in Eukaryota, Metazoa, Chordata, Actinopteri, Labriformes, Labridae.